GGCACUACGCAUUUAAUUUCUUAGUUGCCUUGCGAAGUUACUAUUCCUGCCUCAACACCUAAACAUAUGCUUCGAGGACUUAAUGUUUUAAAAAUUUGAACAUACAAAUUUUUAGACCAAUGUAGUGCAAUGGCCAGGUUGUCAGAUGCCGCCUCCGUCGCUGAAUCGUCUGCCCACCCGCCUCUUGUGUGAAGCUGCCAGCGAUCACGCACCUAAAGUUUACAAAAUUGUUAGUUUUUCACCGCUUAUCAACCUGCUGUGAUGACAUGAACCGGUUCGACGGAAAAAAUCCUGCAACGAAGAAGCUGACAGCGUUGCUGCUAGUGCGUCUCACGAUGUCAUCCGACGUUGUGCAUCAAUGUUUUUAGCCUUUACCGAGUUUAGUGGCUGGCUGCCACUGCGACUGACAGUGCGUGAACAACGUUCACUCGUCUCGUGCUCGGCCCAAAAACAAAUGCCGGACCGCAGUACAACCCACAGCUAACAACAAGCCGUGCUCCUACUCUAGGUGUCGGGACAUUCUCGGAGCUGACCAUCCCCACUGUGUAGCUUAUGUGAAUGUCAGCUGCUGAGCUGUACUGCACAGAGUGGCUGGAUCUCUCCGCCUGGUUCAAAUUAACGCCCCCCGCAGGACGUGGUGUUCGCUCGCGGCAGAAGCAGCAGCUCUCUCCUGUCAGUCAACAUGGAGCUUCGCCCCCUCAAGUAUCUCGUGGUUUUCAUGGUUUUUACCUUCUCCGCGACCCUGGUGUUCCUGCCCCUCAGUCUCUCGCACAGAAUUCGUCACAUGCGGGACCCGAGGCGGAGACAUGUCUAUCAGACAGCAGUCUCACUUGUGAGCUGCUUUGGUGGUGGUGUUUUUCUCGCUACAUGCCUACUUCAUCUGCUUCCUGAGGCACGCAACCAGUUUAACAAAGGCAUCCUCGACCAUUGGGAAAAUGUACCAGACUUCCCAUUCGUAGAGUUCCUCUGCAUUGGAGGCCUGCUCCUUGUCCUCGUAAUUGAGCAGGUGACACUUUUCUGGAAGGAAAUACAAUCAAGGGCCACUUAUAAUACCUCGUCUCCAUUUGGCCGGGACACACCUGUGGCGAGCUAUGGUAGCCUCCAGCAGUCAGACUCAUAUGGUGACGGACUUGUGCGUGGUGUGGCCGAUCACACCUGGUGUAGAAGAUGCAGAGGCAGAGGAGCGUGCUAUGGAAUCCAUCACGGAGACCCCAACUCUCACUCCAGCCUCCGGUCCAUAGUGCUUGUGCUGUCCCUCUCACUGCACUCAAUCUUUGAAGGAAUCGCCAUAGGCUUGCAGCCAAAUGUACAGCUCCUGCUUCAGAUCCUGGCAGCCGUGUCCAUACACAAGAGCAUCCUAGCUGUUACCCUAGGAAUCAACCUGGCGCACAGCCGGCUCGGGCGUUGCGGCAUUUUCGCGAGUGCAAUCACCUUUUCACUCAUGGCUCCCCUUGGCAUGGUGUUUGCCAUACUGCUUAUGCAAACGGACACUGGAGAAGCAGCACUGUUGAGUGGCAUUCUUCAGGGCUUGGCGUGCGGGACGUUCCUCUAUGUGACUUUCUUUGAGGUGCUGCCCCACGAAAUGAGCCACACGCAUAACAGGCUGCCAAAGGUGCUCUCUAUGGUCUUGGGUGUUAGCACCAUCACAGUGCUGCUCUUGUCUCUUCCUCACUGAUCACAUAUCUUUUAAUUGCCUGCUACUGAUGAUGCCUGCUAAAGCUUUGCCUGUCGCUGCGUGGCUCAUUGCAGGCAACAGUGUGGUUCCGUUGGUUGGUAUAUAAUCUAGACGGGCCUUUGCAGCUCCAUUGAAAGUGCUGUGCCCUAUUGUUGCUACCGUUCAGUGCAUGGCCCAGACCUACUGCUGCUCAAUUGAAAGAGUGAAAUAUUAUCAGCGCGUACAAGAGGUGAAAGAUGUUUCAAUAGAUUGCAGCUAAUAUGUGCAGCAUGAACACAGUAAGCGAACCAAAAACAAAAUCUGCACAGUAUAGUGUGCAGCUCUUUCUAAAGCUAGCAACCUGAUUGCCUUUGAACUCGUGCUCCCAUUUAAAAAAUUUAAUCACAUGCACAGAUACCCUAACAAUAUGGAAUGUAAGUAGUGGGAAGCAUUCAUUGCCAGUUGGGGUACCGUGUCCAGGUUAUCACUUAUAUCCACGAUAUUGGAAUAUCUCUUGUAGUUCUCACCGAAUUAUAAGAAAUAUGCCAAAAAGCAUUAGAUGUAAUCUGAGUGGUGCAGAAUGGCCAUUUCAGGCAACAAAACAAUUUUCUAUAUUUUCUCAUGUUUUUUUUUUUUGUUUUUUUUUCUGUGACAUACUCAGCAAAUUUUCCUAAUGGUGCAUUCUAUCUUCACAUGUUGCAACUAUUGUAGAAAGUGUACCCAUCAUUGCAUUAUGUCUGUGGCUCCAAGUUAGAAUAGAGAACUUGCCAUGUGAAUCAAGAGUAAAUGGAGCACAUUUCGCAUUUGCAUGCAUAGUCCAGUUCCAAGCUAUAUUAUGUGCAAAUGCAGCUGUGUCACAGUACUGUGUUUUGUUCACCAUCUAUACUCUCCAGUACAACUUAGGCUGUGAUGACAGCUGUGAGGCUGCUACGGUUUUAUCUGGACCAAGCAACAAAAUUAAAGGGCACUUGGAACACCCAGUUGCCUUUGAAGCCACUUCACUGAAAGCAGGACCAAAUUUUUCAACAAAUGAGUAAUAACAAACGAUUGUGCCUUGAGAUGGGAGUAUGCAAGAAGUGUAUAUAUUUUCUAAGCUGUGAUACAUAAUGAUUGUAGUGACCUAUUCAGUGUGCUUAUUGUAACAUGACUGCUGUAGUUUGUUGUACUAUUAAGUAUAACCACGUGCAGUGCCCGGUGUGUCUUUUCACUGUAUAUUUAGAUUUUUUUCCCCAUUUAGUCCAGGCACAAUCAUACUUGCAGGUAUUAAAAAAACGUAUUGCUGCAGCUAGCUUGGUUUACAUUCAGAAUGGAUUUUUUCCUUACUUAUUCUGAUGCUAUUGCAAGUAAUUGAGCAUAGUGUUGAAGCCAUGCAAAAUUCAUUUGUGUAUUGCAAGGGUUCCCAAGUCCCUACUUUUUGGGCUUGCAAAUAGCAGGGAUUCGAUAGGUGCAUCUAGUCAGCUCAGUAGAUUCCAGUUAUAGCUCAGUAGCUCAUUCCAGUUACAGGAACUUUAUUAUAUAACAGCCAUGGUGGCAGUUGCCACAACUUUCAUGCAACCGUGCAACUUUCAUGGAACUGUGCUUUUUCUAUUUAAUUAACCGUCUGUACAUGGUGCUUUCAAGCUUGAAUGCUUUGCAUAUAUAAAAUUUAAGAUGAUAUUGACACUGCAACUUAAUGCAGUCAUCUUAAUUCUCUAACAGACAAAAUCUGGCACCUUGGCUCUAAAAGUCCUUUUUUUUUCUGCCAUGUUAUGACCAAUACUGUUCACUGAGUUACAUCGAAUGAACAGAUUUAAAAAAUAUAUAGACAUAGUUUCUGACUUUGUUUCAUGUUCCAUCAUCGCCUCUCCUCACCCUACUUUAACCUUUGCAGAAUGAAAUCUACGUUGGAACUUGCAUAAAGCUCAAAUUGCUUCGCAUGCAAGCAGACAGUGUUGGUUCGGACAUUUGUAUGUUGUUCUGAAAAGCUCUGUAGUGUGUUGCCCCUGCAAUGGCCACCAUGAAAAGUGAAUCUCAUUGGCACAGUUGUUAUGCAUAAGCUUUGUUCGCACCUGUAGCUUAGUUAUUCUACCUUCAGUGCUGUUCUUUAAUCAGUCGCAUUAGUUGCUGCUUUUGUACCGCUCUGAGCACAGAAUUGUUUUGAUACUGAAAAUGGGAUGUGCCUUUUAACAUGUAUGGGCAGUGUUGUACCAGUGAAUAAACGGAGCUGUUGAUUUUU
Molecule: messenger RNA, 3869 nt
Organism: Dermacentor silvarum
Lineage: Eukaryota; Metazoa; Arthropoda; Arachnida; Ixodida; Ixodidae
Product: zinc transporter ZIP1-like
Biological process (GO): zinc ion transmembrane transport
Cellular component (GO): plasma membrane
Molecular function (GO): zinc ion transmembrane transporter activity
Source: RefSeq, a predicted model, not a curated record